Molecule: messenger RNA, 1737 nt
Organism: Spinacia oleracea (spinach)
Lineage: Eukaryota; Viridiplantae; Streptophyta; Magnoliopsida; Caryophyllales; Amaranthaceae
Exons: 1
Coding region: 647-1183 (178 amino acids)
Molecular function (GO): acyltransferase activity, transferring groups other than amino-acyl groups
Source: RefSeq, a predicted model, not a curated record
AGGCAAAUUUAACCGGCAGUUAUAUAUAGGUCUCCAUCUCAAUAUUCCGGAAGUUAUGCUAAAGUAAUGGGCGAGUUACCCGGCAGUUCAGUCAGAGUGCCGGCUAUAUGUUCCGGCAGUUUAGUUUGGGUGCCGGAUGUCCUUUCCGGCGGUCUAGUUUGGGUGCCGGAAUAAUCUUCCGGCAGUUCUUUUAAUGUACCGGGUAGGAUAAGGUUCGUUCUUUGUUUAUUCGUUCUACAAUAUGAUUUGACCAAAAUAAAUCCGACUACGUACCGUAAAAUAGUCGUCCCUGCGUAAUUAAUCAUUGUUGUCCAUCGAUUUGUAGCACAAGGCGACAAUUUAUUUCACAAGCUAUUGAAUUAGAGUAUUAACGUGUUUAUAUAGCUUUUGGGUGGAAAAAAUAUAGAUUUAGAACAAGGGCAUUAUAGAAAUAAUAAUAAUAUUUAAAUAAUUUUAAGUUAUUCUGCAUUUAGUACCCCGUAUAUAAAAGGGUCACUAGAAAUGAUUCGGGCUUUGAGUUUACGCUAAUACAAGUGUGAGCAAGAAUAAUCCCUCUUUUAUAAGUUAAAACCCUCAUUAUUGAGAUAUUCACGCUUAUUAUUUUGAACCCUAAUUCUCCUCUUGGAAUUCAUUCCUAAUACCACCAAUGGAAAUAAACCUUAGAAACAUCAGCCUGAGGCCAUUCAAAACCACAGACGUUGAUGAUUUCAUCAUAUGGGCAGGAGAUGAAGAGGUGACCAAACAACUAGUCACGUGGAAAACCAUAACUUGCAAAGAAGAAGCCUUAACUUUUAUCAAGGAUGUUUGCAUACCACAUCCAUGGAGAAGGUCUAUAUGUAUGGAGGAUGAUCGUUCAAUCGGGAUGGUUUCAAUUUACCCUGGUUUGGGCGACGACAGAUGCCGGGCACAUAUAGGGUACGCUGUGUCAAAGGUGUAUUGGAACAAAGGGAUUGCUUCAAGAGCUUUGAAAAUGGCUAUGCUUCAGGUGGUUAAGGAUUAUCCUGAUUUGGUUAGACUGCAAACUUUGGUUAGUGUUGAAAAUAAGGCUUCUCAAAGGGUUUUGGACAAGUGUGGGUUUGUCAAAGAAGGUUUGUUGAGGAAAUAUAGCUAUCUUAAGGGGGAGAUUAAAGAUGUCUUCAUUUAUGGUAUUUUAUCAACUGAAUUACCUUCCGUUGAUCAAUAAUCAAUAAUCAAUAAUCAAUAAUCAAUAAUCAAUAAUCAAUAAUGAGGGUGUGCUUGUUUUCUAGUUUAUUCUGAGGCCAGAAUGAUUUUCCCAUUUUUCGUUGCUUGUUCCGUUAAGGUCGCAACUUUUUUUUUUUUUUUUUUCUACUACGAGGAGUUCUUAUCUCCUUUGGCUAGUGGAUUAAUCUCCGCAGGAGUUUGCAUGAGUAUCUCGAUGGACAACAUCCCUCCCAAUUGAGGUUUUUUCCAUUCCCAAGACUCGAAUCCGAGACCUUCGUUAAGGAGCAAAAGACCCUUAACUUGUUAACCUCAAUUGGGGUUAAGGUCGCAACUUUCACAAGGUGUAAACUAUUUUUCUUUACAAGGAAGAAAUUUCGCAUCUUCCUCUGUAAUCCCUUACCUUCUUUUUCCAUCCAAGUAUUGUCUGCUGAAACAAACAGAACAUUAGUUUUUCUCUUUUUUUUCUUCUCAUUAUAUCAGUACUGUCAAUUAUGUUAAUGUACUGUAUGCCCGCUCUUUUGGUUACAUUUUGCUUAACGUAUCAUUUCAACUCAA